AUGGCUUGGCUUCCAACUCAAGAGUUGUAUGGGAAAGCUCGUGAAUGGUUAAGGAGAGGUGAAGAGCUCUUAGAAAUGACCAACUCUAUGGCUCCAACAUGGGCAAGUCUUUUGACAUGCAAAGGCCUGCUUUCGGACCUUACUGAAUUUAUUGACUCACGCGAAGUCUUUCUGGAGCAGCUAACCGACCCACGAGAGUUUCGCCGCCAUUUUAGCGACCUACUAAACACCGUUAUGCGUAUUGUCGGUGGUCGUGCACCCUUUUUUAUUAGUGAAUUUAUUGUCUAUCCAUUGAUCUCCCCGUUCCUAUGUAUAUCUUUCUGCAUGUUACGUAAGGUUCCAUUUAUCUUCAUAGUUGAGCCAUUCUUUAGUACACGAUACGUGAAACCUUAUGUGACAUGCUGGUAUAUACGCAUAGAAACGGAGAGAUCAAUGGAUGGACAAUAA
This is a messenger RNA of Protopolystoma xenopodis, 447 nucleotides long. Lineage: Eukaryota; Metazoa; Platyhelminthes; Monogenea; Polystomatidea; Polystomatidae. The record is from the annotation of a GenBank genome assembly.